GCUUCACUUAGUUUCUCGCCACCCCGGAAGACGGGGACCGGCGAUUGGGCGGUGCCUGAAGGCUCCAAGAAGAAGGCCCUCGGCGGUUGGGUAGUGAGGGAUAAGGCUAGUUUUAAAGGAGCUGGAGGUGGGAGCCAUGGAAGACCGGGGAUCCACGGGAGGCGACGGCUGUAGCCUGGGAUUCCCCAGGGACUCCCCGGAGCCGCCGCUUCCCCCAAUGGACUUGCCCGGGGACUCCAGCCCACCUGGCCGGCCGCGUCUGUGCCGCCAGCCCCUGGCUCGGGCAUUAUGGGGAGCCAGGAGCCCAAAACGGCCAAGGCUGCAGUCUCUAGGGGCCCCUUCACCCUUGGAAAAGGCUUCUCGGCGGGUCCUGGCUGUGGUGCUGGAAGAUGUCAUGGCUGCUCACAUGGUCCCCCUGGUGCCCAAAGAGGAGACCUCCACCUCACGGCACUGCAACAGUUGUCGGGAUUCUGUCCGAAGCAAGCCGUCUGCUUCACCACUCCAGCAGUCCUCAUGGUCCUUGCAGGCCAGGCCUCCCGACUCACUUCACUUAUGCCGAGAACCCCUGAGCUGUGUCCGCCGGCCUGCUCUUACCCUGAGGCGGCGAUCAAAGACAACCUCUGGCCCAGAGGAGGGCCCUUCACAAAAGGUGGACCAGACCCCCCAACCCACUCUAGUGGUGAUGCUAGAAGACAUUGCCAGCUCCAGACCCCUGGCUGAGGGCUUUGCUGAUCAUAGUCCCAACUUCAUCAUCCCAACGAAAAGAGCUGAACCUGUGAUAAUGGUUCGCCAGCCAGUGCCUCCGCCCAGGGACCUGGAACCCCUAUUCCAGCCAUCUGCCCUGUCUGCAAAUCUUCCAGAGAGCCCAUCACAAGUCCCAGAUCCUGUUCUGGAGUCCCCAUCGACCCCACCACCGUCCAGCCUUUUACGCCCCCACCUCAGCCCCUGGGGUUUGGCCCCCCUCUUCCGUUCUGUCCGCUCCAAGCUGGAGAGCUUUGCUGACAUCUUCCUCACGCCCAACAAAGCCCCACAGCCCCCACCCCCAUCACCCCCCAUGAAGUUGGAGUUGAAGAUUGCCAUCUCAGAGGCUGAGCAGUCCGGAGCUGCUGAGGACACUGCAUCUGUCAGUCCCCGGCCCCCUAUCAGUCAGUGGCGGGCCCAAGACCACAAUCCCCCAGCACCCCUCCCUAAGCCCUCUCUGGGCCGAAGCCACUCCUGCCCUGAUCUGGGGCCCCUUGGCCCAGAUAACUACAGCUGGCCCCCUGCUCCACCCCACCCAAGCAGGCCAUGGCCACGGCGGCACACUGUGGGUGGUGGAGAGAUGACCCGAGCCCCACCACCCCCUCGGCCCUGUCUCCGGAAAGAGGUCUUCCCUCUUGGAGGAGUGGGAGCCUCUCCUCCCCUUGUCACAUCUUGUUCAACCACCGCAUCCACUCGUUCCUUCUCUGAACCUGCAGAACCCAGGUUGGGCUCAACAAAGGAGAAGGAGGCAAGGGCCUCAGAGGACCAGGUGCUUUCAGACCCUGAGACGAAGACCAUGGGAAAAGUUUCUCGAUUCAGAAUACGUAGGACACCAGCCCAUCCUCAGCUAAACCUUACACCAAUGGGACUGCCUCGACCAGUCAGGUUGAACAAGAAGGAGUUCAGCUUGGAAGAAAUUUAUACCAAUAAGAAUUACCAGACACCUACAACCAGGAGGACCUUUGAAACCAUCUUCGAGGAACCCCGGGAGCGCAAUGGGACUCUGAUUUUUACCAGCUCAAGAAAGCUACGGCGGGCUGUAGAAUUUCGAGACAGCAGCCUCCCAAGAUCUCGGCGGCCAUCUCGGGGGGUCCGGGCUGCAUCUGGCAGGACCCUUACUCCCAACCUGGUCCCCAGCCCAGAUGUGGGACCCUUGCUGCAGCAGCGGCUGGAGGAGCUGGAUGCCUUGCUCCUGGAGGAGGAGGAAGUGGAUAGGAAGCGGCCCCAUCGGACCUAGGAACUCCAGCUAUUUGUCCAUCCUCAUCCUGGAGGGAGGGGUAGCCUCUUGGAGCAGUUACAUUUUUUUCUCUAUAUUUCUAGUAAAGUUUUCAUAUGCUUGA
Messenger RNA from Manis pentadactyla (Chinese pangolin), 2081 nucleotides. It is a transcript of the gene PRR14, whose product is annotated as proline rich 14. The coding region runs from base 137 to 1978 and encodes 613 amino acids. Gene Ontology annotation, cellular component: nucleoplasm. The transcript is spliced from 12 exons. NCBI's taxonomy places the organism in Eukaryota, Metazoa, Chordata, Mammalia, Pholidota, Manidae. The record is from RefSeq and is a predicted model, not a curated record.